CUAAUGAACUUGUGUACAUGCGCAUUCCGAAGGUCUCGUUCAAUUUCAUCUUCCCCUCAACUUGUUUCUUCCGUCAUCAUAACUAUGUUUCUGCCUACCCUCGCCUCUCUUUUUUUCUUCUCUUCGGCAACAGUCCGAGCAUCUCCAUGUGUCGCUUUUGACACCAACUGGAACCUCCUUGCUUUCGGCCUCAAUGGCAAAGACUGGAACGCGGGCACCCAAGAUACCUGGUCCAGCAGCACUGCGGCCACAGACAUCACAGCCUCUAACCGGCCGCCAUUUGAUGCUGCUAACACUACGUGCUACCUCUCGCAGUAUGCCAACGCGAUCUAUGCGAUCAACGCCGACUCCAAGAAUCCUUCUUCUCUUUACAUCUACGACGCGACCGCGAAAUCGUGGUCCAUGCAGGCAGUCGAUGCUGGUUCUUUCGACUACACAUCUUUCGGUGCUAUUCUGGACCAUGACACGAACGUCUUCUAUGCCUUGUCAAGUGGAAACCUCUUUUCCCUAGACAUGGGCUUACUAAAAGCGGCCAAUAAUACCCCAUUAAACUGGAUUAACGAUGAGCAAGUACCGUACCCCUCGGGCUACGUUCCAGUCAUGGCUCUGGCGCAAAAUCAUAUUCACUUCCUCGACGUCCCCAACGUCCCUGCUGGGAGUGCAGACAUCUUCGUCAUUCACUACUCCUACUUCCAACCGCAAUCCCAGGCCUACCCACUCUCGAAUGGGAGCGCAUUCCCUGCCACUUACGGGAAAACCACCUCAUUCUUCCAGGCAGACAACACAGUUCAGCAAGAGUUUGCCUUCAUUCCUGAAGAUUCCUCCGCCACCUACAUAAUUAAUGUUGAGACGAACACAACUCAGGCCCUGGCAGCGCCCACUACCAAAGACUCUAAAGCGACAUACUUCGCCGGCAUCACAGCUCUUGUGCAGCUCACGAGCAAUGGUGCCGUGUCCUACCUCCCUUACCUUGAGGGUAACACGAGUACGAACGCCGCUGCAACAUGGGCCACUGUGAGCAACCUCGCAACGGCUGCCCCACCAUCCUCUUCGACUACCAGCGGGUCGAGUGGCAAUGCUUCAGGUUCACAAAGUGCGACCAGCCCUAGCAGCACCACAUCUGGAGCAAUCUUGAGCGCAAACAUACAAUACAGCAUACUUGUCACUUGUGUCUUGUGUCUCGUUGCGUUCGUUACUACUAUUUUCUAAAUAGUGAUGGUACAUUUUCCUACGGACCCCUUACAUAGUUGGACAUAGCCACUUCGUGAUUCAGCGUGGACUGACUUUUUUAUUGGAAGUCAGACCACUUAUUGACCUCGCAAUUAUUUCUUGUAAUGUAUUGCCCGGCAAUCCAUUCUUUUGUUGAAUCUUGAUCGUGCUCUUUUUUCAUUC
This is a messenger RNA of Suillus clintonianus, 1392 nucleotides long. RefSeq lists its product as uncharacterized. The record is from RefSeq and is a predicted model, not a curated record. The transcript has 8 exons. NCBI's taxonomy places the organism in Eukaryota, Fungi, Basidiomycota, Agaricomycetes, Boletales, Suillaceae. Bases 4 to 1209 code for a protein of 401 amino acids.